GCGCAACACGUUCGGACGACGAACACUAGGGAUCUCGACCAAUCUAUAAGGCACUUUGAACGUGCGGUUGAUCUUUGCGCCAUAGAUCAUCCAUGCUGCUCUGCAGCACUGUUCAAUCUAGCUUCUGUGAAGUUUGUUAAUUGCCAAGUUAAUGGACUGUACCUCGACCACAACAUCCCCACCUCUCUUUUUCAACACGCCUUUGACUUGCGUCCGACUGGUCAUCCUGACCGACCGAUCACUCAACUCUGUCUCGCCAUUGCUCUGCUGUCCCGCUUCACGAGCUCGACGCUUACAUGUCCGCGACACAAUGUCAUGAAGGAUUUUCCAGGUACACUUGCCGUGGAUGCUGCGUCAUGUGCACUUCGUAGCGGUGAUCUCGGCAACAAAUUUGACUCUUGCUCACCUCGAAGGGUCUUGAUUGCUUCUGCGCACGGCCUUGACGAAGAUGAUGUCGAACGGUAUCGGACGGAGUUACAAGAGUGUCCUCCUGGCCAUUCUGAUCGAUCUACAUCUCUUAGCAACCUUGCCAACAGCCUUCGAAACAAAUUUGAGCGGCAAGGCGCCCUGUCUGACUUGGAUGAGGCCAUUGAGCUCCAUCGAGCUGCACUGGAGCUCCGUUUCCCUGGUCAUUCUGAUAGAUACAUGACCCUCAACAAUCUUGCCGUCGGCCUUAAAUGCAGAUUCGGGCAACGGAGUAUCCCAUCUGACCUGGAUGAGGCUAUUGAGCUCCAUCGAGCUGCACUGGCACUCUGCCCCCCUAGCCACACCGAUCGAUCUGCAUCUCUGAACAAUCUUGCUGUCAGCUUGCAAGACAGGUUCAAGCAGCGGGGUGUCCGAUCUGACCUGGAUGAGGCCAUUGAGCUCCAUCGGGCUGCAUUGGAGCUCCGUCCCCCCGGUCAUUCUGACCGAUCCGCAACUCUCAACAAUAUUGCCAAUAGCCUUCAAGAGAGAUUCAAGCAGCGGGGCGUCCAGUCUGAUCUUGAUCGGGCCAUCGAGCUCCAUCGAGCUGCGCUGGAGCUUCGUCCCCCCGGUUGUUCUGACCGAUCCGCGUCUCUCAACAAUCUUGCCAAUAACCUUCAAGAAAGAUUUAAGCAGAGGGGCAUCCCAUCUGACCUUGACGAGGCCACCGAACUCCACCGAGCUGCACUGCAGCUCCGUCCCCCCGGCCAUUCUGGCCGACCAUCGUCUCUCAACAACCUUGCAAACAUGCUUCGAGAAAGAUUUGAGCAGCAGGGCAUCCUGUCUGACCUGGAUGAGGCCAUUGAGCUCUAUCGAGCUGCACUGGAGCUCCGUCCCCCCAGUCAUUCUGACCGAUCUGCGUAUCUCAAUAAUCUCGCCAAUAGCCUUCAAGAGAGAUUCAAGCAGCGGGGUGUCCAGUUUGAUCUUAAUCAGGCCAUCGAGCUCCAUCGGGCUGCGCUGGAGCUUCGUCCCCCCGGUUGUUCUGACCGAUCCGCGUCUCUCAACAAUCUUGCUAAUAGCCUUCAAGAGAGAUUUAAGCAGAGGGGCAUCCCAUCUGACCUUGACGAGGCCACUGAACUCCACCGAGCUGCACUGCAGCUCCGUCCCCCCGGUCAUUCUGACCGAUCCGCGUCUCUCAACAAUCUUGCCAAUAGCCUUCGGGACAGAUACUCUCAGCGAGGCAUUCUAUCUGACCUCGAUGAGGCCAUUGAUCUCCAUCGAACUGCACUGGAGCUCCGUCCCCCCGGUUAUUCUGACCGAUCCGCGUAUCUCAACAACCUUGCCAAUAGCCUUCGGGACAGAUACUCUCAGCGGGGCAUCCCAUCUGACCUUGAUGAGGCCAUUGAUCUCCAUCGAGCUGCACUGGCGCUCCGUCCACGCGGCCAUCCUGAUCGAUCCAUGUCUCUCAAAAAUCUUGCCAUCAGCCUUCGAGACAGAUUCCAGCAGCAGGGUUUAUCAUCAGAUGUGGAUGAGGCCUUCGGGCUUUAUUUCCAACUCUCCAAUGUGUUUUAUGCAGCCUCUCGUAGUGAUAUCCAGGCUGCCAGGUCAUGGGUCGCUUCCGCUGAGCAGUUGAGGCAUGGCUCUGCAUUGAUGGCUUAUCAGACGACACUGAGAUUUAUGGAUCAGCACGUUGCCGGUGUGCCAUCUCAACACCAUUUUGAUCUGUUCAGGGAGGCCACGUCAUCCCUUGCAACGGAUGCUUUCUCGUGCAGCGUUCGUCGCGGUGCUUUAACGACUGCUGUGGAACUGGUGGAGCAGGGUCGUUCAGUAUUCUGGACACGGUUGACAAGCUUUCACACACCAUUGGACGAACUUUCCGUGUUAGGUGGCACCGGGGAGGCCUUGGCGCAAGAGUUCACCCGACUCAGCCUUCGCCUCCCUAACUCGCUAGACGCGUCUACUGAAGACCAAUCCCCAGAGAUUCAACAACUGAUCAUGGAAUGGGAUGAUGUCAUCACCCGCAUCCGCAUGCUGCCUAAAUUUUCUCGGUUCCUCCUGCCUCCCCUGUUCUCUGACCUGCAGGAAGCGGCAGCAGAAGGUCUGGUCAUUAUUCUCAAUGCCAGCCAAUAUAGCUGUGACGCCUUGAUCAUCCUGAGUUCUCGGGAUCCCGUCCAUGUUCCACUUGAUAUCGGACAAGCCGAGGUUGCCGAGUUGUCCUCCGAGUUCAAAUCCCUCACAGACCGUGUUGGCACUUCUGAUCAUCAACUUGAAUACAAGAUUGUUGGCGUCCUACGCCAGCUUUGGGAUCAUGUCGUUGACCCAAUAGUUCGGGCUCUCAGGGAGCUUUCGAUUCACCGUCGCUCACGCAUCUGGUGGUGUCCUACUGCUGAGUUCACGCUCCUUCCCCUCCACGCCGCAGGGCCGUACGCACAAGACAAACACAAUUUGUCACACUUUUACAUCUCCUCUUACACCUCAACUCUGGCGGCACUUAUUCGCGCGAGGCAGCAAGCUCGUGAAGACGCAUCUAUUCAGCAGUUUGCCGCCAUUGGUCAAGCAAACCAGAACAUAGGAGAGGAACUUCUGCAUGUCGAUGCUGAGCUAGACGUUGUCGCUCAGUGCCUUGCACCCCUCCUAUCCCUCACUCCACCCAGCCUGUCCUUCACACGACAUGACAAUGCAACAGUGCAACAUGCAUUGGAUGCACUAAGCCGAAAUCAAUGGCUUCACCUGGCUUGCCAUGGAAUGCUGGAUCGAAUACAACCGUUCGAUUCUUCCUUCGCAAUGCGCGAUGGGCGGUUAACCAUCAGGGACAUUGUCCGAUCUCGCUCGCAGAAUCCAGAUUUUGCGUUCUUAUCGGCUUGCCACACUAGCGUGGGCGAUGAGUCGAACACUAAUGAGGCGAUCCAUCUCGCUGCAGCGAUUCAAUUCUCCGAAUUUCGCAGUAUCAUCGGCCCCAUGUGGUUUGUUGACGACGAUGUUGCACAUCAGGUUGUUUCUGCCUUUUAUCUCAACCUGGUGGAUGGUCCAGGAAGGUUGGACUGCACACGGGCUGCGGUAGCGUUGCACAAGGCUGUGAAGUCGUUGCGCAAGAAGAUUCCACUGGAACAGCAGAUCGUGUUUGUUCACGUAGGUGUUUAGUGAGAGAGUGACUCGAUUGACCUCAUUCUCAUUGUCGCAUUUUCUUCCUUUCUUCCUUUCUUUCUGUCUGGUUACUUUGAUUCCCUUGCUUUCCUGCCGCACGAUACUCAAAUUGUUGCUGUAUUUUGUACCAGUACUUCUACACCGCCUAGCUUGGGCAUACAUGACCGCAAUCUAUAACCCUGGUACCGUCAUUUUCACUAGUAGCUUCCGCACAGUCAAUCACUCUGCCACAUAACUACCAAUACUGUAGGUGAAUUCAACUUUAGUGGCAAAUGACUACGUGACGAG
This is a messenger RNA of Suillus clintonianus, 3834 nucleotides long. RefSeq names its product TPR-like protein. Gene Ontology annotation, molecular function: protein binding. The coding region runs from base 316 to 3543 and encodes 1075 amino acids. The transcript is spliced from 3 exons. The record is from RefSeq and is a predicted model, not a curated record. NCBI's taxonomy places the organism in Eukaryota, Fungi, Basidiomycota, Agaricomycetes, Boletales, Suillaceae.